Molecule: messenger RNA, 4889 nt
Organism: Zingiber officinale
Lineage: Eukaryota; Viridiplantae; Streptophyta; Magnoliopsida; Zingiberales; Zingiberaceae
Product: pentatricopeptide repeat-containing protein At1g05750, chloroplastic-like
Exons: 1
Coding region: 376-1902 (508 amino acids)
Biological process (GO): RNA modification
Molecular function (GO): protein binding; RNA binding
Source: RefSeq, a predicted model, not a curated record
CUUUCUCAUCCAUUCACUGGCAGGCGGUUUCUUCUCCUCAUCACCGCCGCCCGGCCACUGUUUCCGCACGGGAUUCCUCACCACUGUCGCCGCCCCUGCCGGAUCUCAUCUCAUAUCCCUUUUCACUGCUGCCGCCGGAUCUCAUCUCAUCCUCACCAUUGUCGCCGGUUCGUUUCCGUUUGGAGACUCGGAUCCGAGUCUUCUUCGCGCAGCCACCACCAGAGUUCCCUCCCGGAUUCGGGAGCCAUCUUCUCCGCUCCACAGCCCUCUCCCGAUUGGGAGACGGGUUGCCGCCGGCAUUUCUAUCCACCGGAGUUCUCAGCCGAUUGGAGAUCUCCACUCGCUCAGCCACCACUACCGAGGAACUCUUCCUCGAUGGCUGCUCAUUUUGUGACUCCGCUUCCGCUGCCUCCCUCUCCUACUCACCUCCGCCUCCCUCUCUCUCCCACCGCCUCCUCCUCCCUCCCUCCUAUCCAUAACUCUUCCCCUCGGGAUCUGGUCUCAUGGACCUCAGCCAUGGCUCGCCAUGCCCGCCGCGGAUGCCUCCUCGACGCUUCCCACACCUUCGGCGCCAUGCUUUCCGCCGGCGUCGAGCCUAAUUACGUCACACUUGUCGCCCUCGUCUCCGCCUGCGCCGACUUCCCCUCUUCUCCCUUUGCCCUCUCUCUCGGUCUCGCCAUACAUGCUCAGGCCCUAAAGCGCCGCCGACUGGAUGAUGCUUCCGAGGAGCUCGUUGUCUUCGGCACUGCCCUCAAUAUGUACGCCAAGUGCGGUAACCCACACAUCGCACGUGAGGUGUUCGACCGAAUGCCUGUGCGGAACUCAGUUUCGUUCAACACCAUGAUCGCAGGGUAUAUGCGCAACAACAAGGUUGGCAGUGCGUUGUCGUUGUUUGACAGAAUGCCAGAGAAAGAUAAGGUUUCUUGGACCGUGGUUAUCAAUGGAUGCGUCAAAAAUGAUCUGCUCGAGGAGGCAUUGGAUUACUUCCGAGCAAUGCAGCUCCACCAGAUUGACGCCGAUUAUGUGACAAUCCUUGCGGUCAUUGCAGCUUGCACUGGUUUGGGAACUCUGAAUCACGCCCUCUGGAUUCAUCGCUACAUCAAGAACCAUGGUUUGUCAGGUAAUAUUAGGCUGGCCAAUUCCCUCAUUGACAUGUACUCCAAGUGUGGCUGCGUAGAUUUUGCACACCAAGUGUUUGAAAGAAUAUUGGAUAGAACCCUUGUCUCAUGGAAUUCAAUGAUUGUCUGUUUUGCGGUGAAUGGUCGUUGCCGUGAGGCUAUUGAGCAUUUUGAAUUGAUGCAGAGGAAAGGAUUCGAGCCUGAUGGAGUCAGUUUUACAGGGCUGCUUACUGCUUGUAGCCAUGCUGGUUUGGUGGAUGAAGGCCUCAUGUUUUAUGAGACAUUGAAGGCGAGUUACAAUUUACAACCGACAGUUGAGCAUUAUGGUUGUUUGGUAGAUUUGCUCAGUCGAGCAGGGAGGCUUGAGGAAGCGAUGAGUGUGGUUGAGAGCAUGCCAUUCCAGCCAAAUGAAGUGAUCUUCUCCUCACUUCUUGGUGCUUGCAGGGUGUACGGUCACAUCGAAUUGGCGGAGAGGGUAACAAAAUACAUGCUGCAGUUGGAUCCAGAAUGUGAUUCGAAUUACAUUCUUCUCUCAAAUACUUAUGCUGCAUUUGGGUGGUGGGAUGGAGCCAGUGAAAUCCGGAACAUGAUGAAGGCUAUCGGAGUGAAGAAGACACCUGGUUUCAGCAACAUUGAGAUAGAUUGUGAAAUCCAUGAGUUUGUAGCUGGAGAUAAAAGCCACCCUCAAUUUGAUAACAUUUAUGCCAUGCUAAACCUUCUUCAUUGUGAGAUGGAAAUCUGUAGUUAUAACCAAAAGAGUACUAAAGUUCUUACAGAUGACUGAUUAAUUUCACAAAAUUUUGCUCGUGGUUUAUGUAUCGGAGCAACAUAGAAAGUUUGGUGGGAGUUUUGCAACUCGUUAGAGGCGUCAUAACUUUUGCAACUCAUCAGGCUGAUUGAAUUGGAAGAGUUCUAUUUUGGAGUUUGGUUGAGCUAAGAUGUAAGUCAGUCAGGUUGUUUGGUGUGAUUCCAUGGCCUGCCCAACUAAAUAGCUUCAUAGAAGGGUCUCAUUCAUAUGGUAUUGUUGCGAGGGAAAAUAUUUAAACCCAAAUUGAGCCUUUUGUAAUAUAUGCCUUUUGCGAGCCUUUUGUAAACCUGAUGAAUUAACUCAGUGUUGCACACCCAAGAAUGUCUUCUAAUAUACUUCAUCAUCAACCUUGUACACUCUUGCCUUUGAACCAACAUGGACAACUACCUUACUGUGAAAUAAUGCCUUUCUCUUCUUGACAAUUUUUGAAAUCAGAGAUUCAGAUCUGGUAGGAGCUUAAAGCAUUGAAGAUGCCACAAGUUCUAGCAUUUCAGAAAUCCGGUUUAGAGCUUCAAGAGUGCUGUUCAGGAAUUCAAAUUAGGAUUCAAGGUUAAUAAGGCUUCAAAAACUUGAUGGCAAAAGAUAACUGAAUUGAUCCCUGACAUAGCUCCUGUUGUGCUGUUAGCACCAUUCUUCUCCAAUUCUAUACAAAGCUCAUCUCUUCUCAGCUCCACUUCCUUAUUUUUGUUAUAAACUGAAUCCAAUGUUUUUGUUCCAAUCUGAAAACAUUCCCCUCCUAUAGCUUUGCACACAUCCUUCCAAAUUGGCAUACAUUUGAAACAAGAUCAGUCAUUUCUGAAACUUAGAAAAUAACUCCAAAGAAUUUCAGAAUUGGAGCUGAAUUCUGAAUUCUUCUUUAAGAAUUCAGGAAACUUCCUUUUUCUCUCCUUUCUGAAUUUAGCCAUCUUCCGGAUUCAAAUUAGAGUUACAAAUUUCAUCAAGUAACUUCAAUUAAGAGUGUUAAUGCAUGCAGCCAUACCAUUCUGAUCUUGCUGAAUUUGAGGGCCACAUGAUGAUUGAUUUGGUGCUAUCGAAUUCUGCAUGAAUUUGAUUUCUGAAUGUGUUUCUGUUGGUAACUAAUCCUCAGGCAUUCCAAUUCUGAUUUCAGAAGUCCAAAUUCAAAUCUUACAUCAACUUCAUACCAUAUUCAGAAAAAUAGAAUUCCUGCAUUGAAUCGUUUCAGAGCCUAAUUCCAGAAUUCUGAAAGUUUCAGAAUUCAGAUUCUUGAGUUUGAUAGGUUUUGAAUCACACGGAAAAUUGAGAGGAUAACACCAAAUGACAUUUGAAGAAUAGAACUUUCUUUUGAGGUUGUCACUAAUCAGAAUUGCAGUUUUUUUUUUCUGUAAUCUGUAAUGCAUUUCCCUGCUUUUCCACGUCCAGGUAUCACAUUGUCUCCCUUGUUAAUCAAGUUCACUUCAUUGGUAAGAAGGUUUUGAAUCUUCUCCAAUGUUAGGCACUUAACUAACAAAUUCUAACACUUAACUUCCAGAUUUACAACUCAACCUAACUCACUGAUUCAGAUUUCAGCCUCCUGAUUUCCAAACUGAUCACAGCCCUAUUUCCUGGGGUUUUCAAGAAUUGAACUUUCAAAGGGGUUGAGGAAAGUUUUCAACAUACAUCAAUGAGCCAGCAAAUGUUUUCAUUCAGAUUCUCAAUGAUCAAUAUCUUGUAACAGUCACUUGGGCACACAACCUAAGAGAGCUAAUACAUUAAGUGCAGAUUCCCGUUCUGUUUUUUUUUUUCCAUUCAUUUUCUUUCAGGUAACACUUCCCUUUUGCCAACUUGAAUUGCACUAACAAUACAUCAGUAGAGAACCAAAUCAAAUGCAGGAGCUCAACUCAAGUUGUUUACUGGUAAGGAACAGCAUACUCCACAGGUUCUGCUAUCCUGAAUUCACAGUUGGUUUUUUUUCUUCCAGAAUCAGGUUCCUAACUUCUGCCUUCAUACCAGAUUCAAGGAAUUUAGAAGGUUCAUCAUCUAGGAAACUAAAAGUUUGUUGCGUGAAGAGUUUUGCAAAGGAGAGAGUACUGAUCAACACUGAAUUGGACAGGGACAGGAACAGGUUUGCAAAGGAAGAAUUUCAGAAUUCUGAGCCUUAUGCAACAAGUGUCAAGUUAGUAUUUCAUCCCAUUUUAGAAUCAGAGAAUUCAUUCCACUUCUUGUAUCAGGAAUUCAAAGACCAACUGAGCAUUUGACCAAAAUUUCAGAACUUUCAGAUCCUGUCAAAUUCUGAAAGUUGCAUAUAUCAUUGAUUAAAUUCUGACAUUUCAUUCAAAAAAUCCUCUUAUUCAACAUUCAAAUGUAGAUCCGCUACAUUAACGGCCUCCUAGUGCCGACCCCACGGAUAUGGAGGGAGGUACAUGCAAGUACACAGACGUUAGGCGCAUGGUCAACUUCUCCCUUGUUCAACAUUCAAACUAAUGGAGAAGAUGGUCAACUUCUCCCUUCUUUCUCAGCAGCCACAGAGAUCAGGUUUAACAAAAGCAUUGGCACAAAGAUCAACAGCAGCCCUAUAAUCAAUCUUUCAACAGUUUUCUGCCUUGACAGAUUUCACAGAACAGAUUUCUAUUCAUGCUGCAAAAGGCGGGUUCCGCCGCCCAGCGGCCCCCUACGCCUGCCCCAUGGUAUUGUAGGAGGAAGGUAAAUCAGGGUAAAUGCUGGGUUGGCAAGUUGAUGGUUGUUCGAGGCUUUAAGCCAGCAGACGGGGAUAUUAUCCCACAUUGCAACUGGCGACAAUCGAACCGUCGCUCCAUGCUGCAAACAUACCAUCAACUUACCAACUGGAACAGAUUUCUAUUCAUGAAACAUGAACUCAUGGAGAAGUGAACUCUAAAUGACAUCACAAUACCUAGCUCAGUAUUUACUUAUCACUGCCCAAGAAAGGUUGGCACAAGCAUGUUGCAAUUGAUUCCAUUGAAUUGGUGUGUCAUGUUUUUUUUUCUUCUGAUACUGGAGCACCUUGA